AUGGCUGGAGCUCUGAAGGGGAUCCCAGGAGGAGAGGAGGAAGUCCGAAAAGAGACAGAUGCCAGCCAUCCCUAUUUCAACUUACCUGACUUCAACCAGCCAUCACCGCCCUCCACUCCAGACAGCUUCCUCUCGAACUCUCACCAUCGCUGCGGGCCCUCUGAUGCCACCAAGGGCCUGUUUGUGGCCCUGCUGGGUGGAGGCCUGUCUGCUGGCUUCGUGGGCCCGUUCUCCCGUAUGGCUUACCAGACCUCCCACUUGCCCUCGUUGGAGCUGCUCAUCUUUCGAUGCCUCUUCCACCUCCCCAUUGCCUUGUUACUUAAGUUUCGUGGUGAUCCGCUGCUAGGACCUCCUGAUGUCCGGGUCCAGGCCUUCCUUCACGCCAUGCUCAAUGUCCUCAGCAUCGGAUGUGCUUACAGCGCGGUGCAGGUGGUGCCUGCCGGCAACGCAGUCACUGUUCGCAAAGGCUCUUCCACCGUGUGCUCUGCCCUCCUAGCACUCUGCCUGGAGAGCCAAGGUCUCAAUGGCUAUGCCUGGUGUGGCCUGUUCGGCAGCACCCUUGGACUAAUCAUCAUCGUGGGACCUGGACUAGGCACAUUGCAAGAGGGGACGACAGGCCUCUACACAGCCCUGGGCUACGUACAGGCUUUCCUGGGAGGUCUGGCACUGUCACUGGGGCUACAGGUUUACCGCUCUCUACACUUCCCCUCCUGCCUACCAACAGUGGCCUUCCUAUUCGGCCUGGUGGGGUUAAUGGUCUCUGUACCAGGCCUCUUUGUGCUGCAGACACCUGUGCUACCCCAAGACCCUCUGAGCUGGAGCUGCAUGGUGGCAGUGGGGCUCCUUUCGUUGGUUUCCUUUGUGUGUGUGAGCUAUGCAGUCACCAAGGCCCACCCUGCCCUGGUAUGUGCUGUCCUGCACUCUGAGGUGGUGGUGGCCCUGAUGUUGCAGUACUACGUGCUCUAUGAGACCGUGACACCUUCUGACAUCGUGGGAGCGGGGGUUGUGCUGGUCAGCAUUGCCAUCGUCACUGUCCAGAACUUCAGCUGUAAGAAGGACGGGCAGAUGGAGGAGUGAAAUCAGACUUGAGAGCCUGGGGGAGGGUGGGACAGGGGCAAAUAGAAGGAGAGACCGGAAUAAAAAUUAUGGAAGAACAAACGUCUCCAAAAGAAUUGGUGUGGAGCCAGGGAGAUGGCUCAGCAGGCACAGGCUAGGGCUAGGAAGCCUGACAAGUCGCUCGUGGGAGAGGAAGAGAGCUGACUUCUACAAAUGAUUCUUUCCACAGGCUCGCUGUGGUAUGCUCACACACAAUAAAAAUGUAAAAACAAACAAAACCCGAAAAGGAUGCCCUGGGAUUCAAGGGUGGCUUGGGACUCGAUGGAAAGGGAACACCUGAGGUACAGGAAGCCAGCAGGGCAUGGAAUUUAGACUGGGGUCAAGGGAUAAGGACAUAGUUAAGCAGUGAGGUCUCAGAUCCAAGGGACGACUGGUAGUGGUCUAUGUUGAAUAAUCCCACAAACAGGAAAGAGCUUUAGGAAUGAAGUGCGCAGGUUGUCAGGCAAACAGCCAGCUACGGCUCUGGGGCUCUGGGGGAGGGGAGGGUUCCUUUUCCCUUGGGCUCCCUGUCCGGGUGGUGACGUAACACUGACAUCAAACGUGGAUCACUGUGGCCGUGCAGCUGGUGUCGUCUCUGCACUGGAGAGAGUGGAAACACGCCCUUAUUGGAGACUCCUUGAGACCAUCAGCCGCCUCCUUAUUUCUGAAAGGAGAAUUUCCUAAAAGCUCAUAUUCCUUUUUGACCUCAAACUCUCCAGGAUUUUUCAAUUUCUGCCCCGCCACUAAUCUGCUUUUCUCGGACAGACAGACGCGGUCGCGUGAUCUGCGACUCUCGGGUGGCAGCCAUCCUUACUUCCAGA
Molecule: messenger RNA, 1916 nt
Organism: Microtus ochrogaster (prairie vole)
Lineage: Eukaryota; Metazoa; Chordata; Mammalia; Rodentia; Cricetidae
Gene: Slc35g6
Product: solute carrier family 35 member G6
Cellular component (GO): membrane
Source: RefSeq, a predicted model, not a curated record